AUGCACCACUACUCCAUGGAACCGACGCCGUUACUCUCGGUGCUCAAGGUGGUAAGUCCAACUUUUAAUUCAGCGAUUUUAAAUUACUUUGUGAAAAAAAUUUUUUUGGUUUUUUGCUGUGUGAAAUAUUUUGUAUGAGUGUCGUGUAGUCGCGGCAAAAAGUCCUUGGAAUUUUCUCCGACUCCGCACCGUGCAUGAGCUCGAAAAAACAUUUUGCACCGUGCAUCCGGCCCAAAAAGCGCUCUUGCACAGUGCAGUUUUGUUUUUUGCCUUACGUCGCGCGCGAUCCCCAUUUUCCGCAGCGACAGAUCAAUUUUUUGAAUUGCCACGGAAUUUGGGGGCCUCCGAAAAUUCCAAGGAUUUUUUGCACUGUGCAAAACUCUAGGCUUUUUUGCACUAUGAAAUUGCACUGUGCAAAACUCUAGGCUUUUUUGCACUAUGAAAUUGCACUGUGCAAAACUCUAGGCUUUUUUACACUAUGAAAUUGCACGGUGCAAAACUUUUUACGCUUUUUUACACUAUGGAGAACAGAAAUAGUAUCGUAUUGUUGUCGAUGAAUUAAUGAUCCGUUAGAAUAUAUAAUAUGUAUAUAGAAAUGGCAAGUCAUCAAAUUCCAUGCGAAAAAGUUAAAAAUAAAAAAUGAUUGAGGAAGUGCUGACCGUGCGACAUAAUAAAGUGCAGGUUACAUGGAGAGCUGGAGAGAAAACUUAUUUUGGUCAUACUUUUGCCAGUUUGGCGUGGAAAAAGCUGGAUUUUUUUCUUUAAUUAUUACUUCAUUAAUUUCAAAAAUCAAAAAAGUGUUGAAUUUUUGUCAAUUUUCGUCCAAAAAAUAUUGCACUUUAUUAAAGUUAAAGACAAAACAUAAGGUAAAAAUCUCGCAUACAAAUGACGAACGCUUAAUCUUAAGUUUACAAAGUUUUAUCAAGAUAUGCACGUCCAACUGUCACCAUUUUUAUCUUAAGAUUAUCUUUUCCCAAUUUUUUUAUUCGCCCUUUCUUAGCAACUUUUUUUGAUGUUUGCUCUGCCAAGACCUUGUGAUGGAAACCGCACAUUUAAGAAUGGCUUCCGAUGGAAAUUAAAAGUGAAAAUUGGGGAAGGCCUAAAGCAGUAGUAUUACUAGAAUUAGUGGCAUUACUUUCAUUUUGAGCGAGUUUCAUUUGCCCAAACACGACGCUGACAUUUGUUUGAUGAUGUAGAUGUAAUACCUAAAAUUUAAUGUCAUUUAAAUACAGUAUUAUUUACAAUAAAUGCUGCUGAAAAGUAGCGGUUUACAAGUCAUUUUUUAAAGUUUUUGGUAGUAGUAUUAGAUUGUAAAUUACAUUUUUCAAAUUUUUGGUAAGUUUGGACUCUCUCCGAAAUUAGAAUUAUCCCUUCUUUAUCCCCAUCUUUGGCCCUAUAAAAGAGCGGUUUAUGACAUUUCCUGGUUCAGAAAGGGCAAUUCCUCUCGAAUAUAAAUAGAAGAAUGGCGGUGAAAAGUUUCGUCUGCCCAGGGUAAUAGAUUAAACUUGAGGAAGAGACCUUAUGUAAACUAUCUUCUUUUUGAUUACAGUUUUUUUGAGAUCCCGAAUUUAUGUAAAACUUGAAGUUUUCUCUUUUCUCAUUGAGCUUUUCUUGAUCUCAAAAUAUCAUUUUUACACCUCGUUUUGAGAGUAAAUAUCUUUUUUUCACGAUUUUGUAAUAAAAGCUCUUGAGCCACACCAGUCGUGAGCCUUGAAAGCAGUGUAAAACCUCACAAAACUCUCGGAUAAGCUAUAAUUUAACCCAAACAUGCAAUUUUUUCAUGUGCAAAAGUGUUUUAGACGUUUUUAUUUUAGCUUCUUUGGUCUUUUUGCCGAAGUAUAUCUACCGUAGUUUUUUGACAUAGGAACUGCAAUAGGAACUGCAACACACUUGUUUCAGUUUUCCAUCGUGCAAGUUGAGGAGGAAAAAUGAUUUCCGGGGAUACGUAUUCUUGCGGAUUUUAGAUUAGAAAAAUUGCUUUCUACAUACGAAGAUUGUAUGUAAUAGACAGUAUUCCUUUUUGCAACAAACUCCUAUUCAACAAUACUUGUCUACAACGAACAAUUUUAGAGGUCUCAGGAGGAAAUUUUAGGCCAAAAUUAACCCGUAUAUCAGUCUGUCGGGAAAAUAGUGAGCACUAUGUCGCAUCGAAAAUCACACUGUCACCGAGAAAAAAUGAACUGUGUCGCGGCAAAAUCAAAUUGCUUUUCGUUUCAGCGACGCGAUUGGUAAAGAGACUUUUUUUAUUUUAUUUUUUCAAUGUCUUUAAAAAAUUUUUUUUUAUUAUUGGUUGUAAUAAGUGUUUUAUUCUUUGUUAAUUCUUAUUUGGUAGGAGAGGUAAAUUUUGUAUUUUCCCGACAGACUGAUACAAAGCGACCCAUCGAAAGGGUGGGCCACUCGAAACGGGUAACUUUUUUCUUUGAAUUUCUUAGCGGAGACUCCGCCGAUUUUCCUUAAAUUUGGAAAGGCAUAGAAAGGUCAAUUCAAAAUACAUUUUUUUUAAAUUCAAUAGCGGCUCUCAGCUCCAGAAAAAUCUAAAUUUUAGGGAAAUCGGCAGAGUCUCCGCCGAGAAAUUCAAAGAAAAAAGUUACCGGUUUCGAGUGGCCCACCCUAUGCUACAAGUAAAUUUUUUUACUCUCUGCGAUUCAUCGUACAGAGGGCUUACUGUACUCUUGAAACAGAAUGCCAAAAUUUCCCUGAAAUUUGCAAUAUUGCGUCGAAUCUCCACAAACUUUCGGCCCUUAACUCUCCAUUCCUCAUGGAAAGUGCAGACCAAGAACCUCGCGGAUGUCUUAACAAAAAUUGACACUGACUUGUGUCACGUUCGUCUUCACAGAGCCAGCCAAAGAACACGUAUCCUCGACCUUUCCCACCCCGUAUAUGCACUUGAUCGUUGGUUUAAACCGGCGUCGAAAAUUGUUACCGGGAACGGCACGCGGCCCCCAAAAAGUCGUAAAAACGAGGGGGGUUUGGGCAAAUAUUAUUUUAGUAAUUGAAUAGAGUGCGGGCGCCGGCUUUUUACAGCCAGGCUAAUUAAAUAUAUUCCGCAUAACUUCUGUCCGCUUCCUCGUGCAUACAUUACCCCUGAAGGCAUUAAUUUCGAGUCCUUAAAAUACGUGAAAACUCUGCGGGAGACUACUUAAUUAUGAUUUAUACUUCUUUUUACUGUUUUUUAGGCUUUUGCUGUCUACUAAAUUAGCUUAAAGUAAAAUUUAUCGCCAUUUUCAGUCAUUAUUUUACAAAGAUUUUAAUAUUUUUACAUUUUUUGGGGCUAAAAAUUGCAUUUUGCAUUGGAAAAGAUUAAAAGUUGACCCAAAAUUUCCAAGAGUCUUUACUUUUUUUUUACAAUUUUUUUUCAAAAUUAGAAUGCCCAUUGUCCAAAAAUCUCGCGUAUGUCUUAAUUUCGAAUGCUCCGAAAUACGUUUUCGUCUUGCGGUAACCCUCUAAAGAGAGCUUUGAUGACUAAAAACGAAUAAGGUGGGAAGAAAAAUUACUUUUUUCGAUGUGAAUUACCAGACGAAAAAAUUUGCAAAAAGUCAUGUAAAAUAUUCUAAAUUGCACCUGAAAAAUGUGAUGACAUUUUGAACAUUUGUGCUUUCAUAUUUUAUACUCUAGUUCCUGUUUCGAUUUGCCGUCGAUAAGCUUGUUGUAAAAUACGGAAGAGUGAUUUAUGGGUUUAAAUUUUUAAGGGAGCAUUUUUGAACUUUCACUUUACAGAAGGAAACAAAUGCUUUCAUAGGGGAAUGGCGCAACCUUUCAUUUGGGGCUGAUGUGGUAAAGAUCGAAUUUUUAUAGCCAAUGUUGCAAAAUUUUUUGACUGGCCAUCCCAAUUGUUUUUGUAAUUUUGCUAGCCAUAAAGGUUGAUGGACUAGCCGAGGUGUUGGAAAAUAGCAGCCAAAUUCUGCAAAUCGUUAUUUGAUAUGGCAAAAAACGUACCAUUUUGUAUCCAGGAAGUAUCAAAAAAUGUGGCAAAAUACCUCCCUCUCCAAGUGAAAGAACUCAAAUUUCAUAAGCGCGCCGCACGUCAAACUGAGGAGUCCGGUGACCGGAAUAGACUCUUCGCUAUCGGUUUUUUACACUUCUUCUAUUUCGCAGAGAAAGAGAGAAAAAAUACGCGCAAAAACGUACUCUCUCGCCCCAAAAAUUCCCCAUUUCUCCCCCGACAAAGCAUUUUUUUUUUUUUUUGACAAAUUGUCAACCCAUUCACCGGACUGCUUUUGCUUAUCUCAGUUUGACGUGCGCCGCUCUUUUUGUGAAGAAAAAGGGCGCGCCCUUCAAAACAGAGUUUUUUUUAGUUGGAGAGGGAGGCAUUUUGCUACAUUUUUUCAUACUUCCGGGAUCCAAAAUGAUACGUUUUUUGCCACUGGAUCAGGUCCGCCACUGUAAUUUUUUGCCACAAAGUCUCAGGGUAAAUUGCACUAAAAAUAUCUGUGUCCUCAAAUUUUUCACUUUUUAUAACGUUGUAAAAUACGUAGCAGAGGAUUGCACCCCCACUGCAGGGGUGUAAAAUAUUUCACAUGCCAACUAAAUCCGAUAGCUUGACCAUUAACUGGCCAAUCCAUUUUAUGACUAUAGUAAUAUACGGGAUUUCGCCUGAAAACUAUUAAUAUUGAACUUGAACUUGAGGUUUGAAUUUUGUGGAGUCCUGACCUCGGCUACGCCCCAAAAAUAAACUCUAGCAUCUUCAGGAAUUAAUAAAAUGUAGCCUAUAGGCACAGCGUGUAUGUAGAAUUUAAGGCUACGUUAAGAUUAACCCCCAUUUUGGUGUUAAUUUUUAAGGUAAUCACCUUCUUUUUUAUCAAGCAAAACGUUCAUUUGCACCAUUAUAUUCGUAAAUAAUCUCAUUUAAAGCUCUACGAAAUAACAUCUCCCCGAUAAAUAAUUAUAUAGGCCAAUUGCUAAUCCGAUUAUCCCAAUUUUCUACGUCACCGUCUCUUGGCUUCCCUAACUUUAUAUUUCCCUAUUUUUGUCCCUCAAACACUCACAAAAUGCCAAAGUUUUAUCGUAUUUUAGCCCCCGCAUGCUCAAACAAUUGCUUUUCACUCACAAAAGUCUUAAUUGUCCUAAGGGCAUUAAUCCAUUUUUGUGGGCUACAAGUUGUCCAGAUGAAAUUCGGAUAACUUAUCCGCGGAUUUAUGAUAUCUACGUGGAAAUUAACGCGUAAUCCGGAGAUUUGAAAAAGUCAUUUAUCUGGAGGAAGUAUUUACUGCCCUAUCGACGACAUAUUUUUGGGAGAUUUUUCCCAAAAAGGGCGUCUUUGGAGAUUAUACGAAGUUGUGGGCGGAGCCAGGUGUUUUUUCAGUUAGUUUUUACUCUUUAUUGCUAAAGAAACCCGUAAAAAGCAAAGUUAGCGGUGCCGAAGGAUGAUUGCCAUUUUUUCGAACACUUGGGGAAUUAAAUGCCAAAGGGGAUGUAAUCUAAAAAUAAAAAAAAAAACAAAAGAGCCUGGCUUUAGAGAGGUGUAGAAGGAGGGUCUUGCAUUUUUAAGAGAUUUGUGCAGUCUGGAAAAGUAAUCGCGUCAUUUAAAUUGCGUGCUAAUGUUUGUGGGUUCACAGUGUUUUUGCAAUUGUCUUCAGAAUUUUGCUUUUUUUUUGUAAUAGAAAGUUUUUGUCAUUUAGAUGAAAUACUUGAUUUUUUUGCAAAAUAAGGUAGUUCUGGCUAGGGAAUGAAUAGAUUUUUUUUAUACUUUUUAUCGAAAAUCUGUAUAGAUCACACUUGAACCACCCAAAAUUUUAACUUUUAUUUGCAAGGGCAGUUUAGAUAUUCAAUGCUUUGACUCCUCAUAUAAAAAAUUUACAAUAGAACGAGCAGCAAUCACUGUAGAGCAGGGCUCCAUUUAAAAGUUCCAACUCAAGUUUAAGCUCGCGAACUCAUCGAAACUUCUAACGUUUGCCCAAAAAAUCUUGGCCUAGAUAAUGAUUAUAGACCAAUUUUUCCCAACAGAGAUUUGUAGAGAUCACUCUACAAAUCUAGAUAACAGUAUUCUUGCAGACGAGAGACUAGGAAAAAUGAGGAGAGACGGAAAGAAAAAAACUUUUGAAUUAUUCGCGAGGCAAAACUCCUCGCGAACGAUGCUUUGAGAAAUACCGGACAUACUAUGGCAAUUUUUGACAACUAGAAUAUCAUUUCUGUAAAGCGCGAGUUAAAAAAUUAGAAAUUAGAGAUCUUUUUAGGUAAAAAUUUUGACAUGAACGCAGUUGCUCCAAAAUGUCACCACAAAAUUUUUUCCUUGAUGAAUUUUUGGCGGGUUUUUCAAUUUUCACAUUUUUAUUCUUGAAAUAAUUUAUCCACUAUAUUUCUGGAGGACUUUCAAUAGUCAUAAUAAAACUCUCAGCAUACUUUCGGUCAGUAUCUUAAUUUUCAAAAUAUGAUAAAAGUCGGCCAUCUGUCGACUGAUGGCUUGGCUGACUUUGAUCCUCAAAACAAAUUUUGAUCUUUGAUUAUUUUCCCCGGCUGCUUUAGAAUUCAUUUUACUGUACUUUAGAUAACAUACAUAUUCCUUCUUUUGUUACCUGCUUUUCACAAUUUGUCAUCCCAAUUUUUAUGAUAUUAUUUACCCUGCCCCCAGACGCCUUUAGAAUUAUUAUUUCCGCUUCUGUCGAAUAAUCGUCUUUUGUCCGCACAGACAUCAAUUUUAAUACCCGCUAUGUAGCUCCAAUUUGUAUCCGUUUUUACCUCAAAAUUACUCAUUUCCUUCAAGACUUUUACGGUUUAACAUUUCGAUUAUGUCCUGCGGGGAUUAAGAGGGAAAUUGAAGUUACGUCUCUGUUACGUAGCGGAUGUGGAUGGAAUUGUAGUGCUGUUUAGAAUCUUGCUGGCGCUUUAUUUACUGGAAACGAGGGUUUGUAGUGUGUGACUUUUGGUGGGGAAGUUGUAAUUACUUUAUGACGACGAGUUGGUAGAGAAAUUUUGCUUUUCUUGUGAGUUUUUGGUUUAGAAUUGAAGACAGGACGUUUUGAGAGGGUAGAAGCAACUUUUUUUUGGCUUGGGAUCUUCCAAAUAAGGGCUAAAACUCCAAGAUUUUUUGGUCGAAAUUAGUGUCUUACACUUUAUAAACUUUUUUUUGGAAAUACUACAAUAUUUUCUACACUAUCAUUUUUGUAUUGCAACGAUUGUUGACUGUCCUGUCCGUCUCUGCAAAACGCACUCUAAGAAUUUCAGAGAUGAUAGCAAUUAGAUUUUUCGCCAAAAGUGCCAAAGAAAAUAACAAAAUAGAGGCUCUAAACUACAUGUACUCCCACACAGUAAACAUGGUUUGCUCUCUUUUUUUUUGAUUUUCUGUAGAGACGUUAGAGUUUACUUUUAUAAAAUUGAUGACAUUGCAAGGAUUGGCUAAAAUUUGACGUGAAUUUUGGUGUCGCGACAAAGCAACCAUUUCGCGGGCAGCCGACAUUUACCGAUUAGAAUUACGAUUUGUCUACCGAAAUCUACGUAUUAGGAUGUCCCAUAAGUCUUGAGUAUGUAUUUUUGAGUCGUCGAUUUGUGCGAAUUUCUGUGAGUUUUGAAACGCAUUGCGAGAUAUGUUGAACAUAAGGUUUUGAAGCUCAGAAAUUGCGCUUUUAAACCGUGUAUGGCAAGGCUGCAAAAAAUCGACUUUCUACCCGCCUUAGUCAAUAUUGUACUAGACAUUAAAACAAUGUAUGAUUCCUGAUAUUAAAAUGGGUAUAUGCUUAGUAAAAUUUGAUGUGUACGCCUACUAAGCGCGAAAAUAGAACGCACAAGAGCCCUAUAUGUUAUUUUUUCAACGCGAAAGCAAUCUUUCUUUGAGCAUGAUGACAAAGAAACUCAAACUUUAAGCAAAAUGAUGGGCUGCAAUUUUGAAAUGCUAAGAAAAUUGAAUCCUUUUUUCAUUGUUUUCUUUCGCAAAUUUCCUUAAAAUUGACGAAUCGAAGCCCUCUAAGAAUCCACACCGUAAGUACUUAAUUGUGCAUCGCGUAUGUUGCACUUUUCGUGUAAAUAAAACAAAGCCCUACAACUAAUAAUGAUAUAGGUUUUUGGGCUUGUAGAAUCUCUAGGAAAUAAUUCGAAAUUUAGUUUUUGUAGAGCCUACUUUCUUACAGAUGCUGUUUUAUUAUGUUUUUAUAAAUUUUUCAAAUGAAAAUUUUUUAAUAAAAGCUAAAAAAAUGGUAAGUUAUAUACGGAAUAUAUUGUAAAAAAUGUUCAAAAUAGCACUGUUAAUUUUACUAUGCUCAAUUCUUUUCUAUGUCUGUAAAAACAUGCUAGAAAUAAGGCAAAAUAUGCCAUUUAGGUUGUAAAAAUUGCUGCCUGUGGCUGAUGGACUGGCAAUGAACGUCAAUAUAGGCAAAACAAAUCGUAUUUUACCCUAAUAUACGUUGUCAAAAAUUCCUCAUUCUAUUUCAGCCCUUUUUUCCCAUAUUUUCCCCACAUUUUCUCCCCCAAUUUGAUCUUUGAAUUCUCCCGAAAAAUGUCGCGAAAUGAAAAAAAAGAAUUUCCUCUUGGUCUCUUCAGCAAUAUGAUUCCGCGCGUACGUUCACAUCAGAUGCAUCUGAAGCGAAUGGAACAACUCCGUUAUCAGGUUGGACACAGACAUUUAAUGGCCUCGAAUUAGGCGGUGGGAAAAGGAGGGCCGACUUUCCUUUAUUUUUUUUGUCGUUCUUUCUGUCGAUUUAUUUUCUGUUUUUCCUUGGAUUGAAGUGCAGAAUUGGAUUUGGCCGAGAUUUUGGGCGAUUUUAAUUUCAUUUUUGCAAGCUUUUUUGGGGAAAUUUGAGGCAAAAAAUUGUUCGAAUUGCAAGGCUUUAAUUUUGAUGACAUUUGGUAUAGCUUACAGGGGAAGUGCUCCAAGUGCGACGCUCAGAUUUCGAUGAAAUUUGGCACAAAAUUAGAAUAAUUUUUUCUAAGAUAUAUGCGAGAAUCCUAGCUCGCGCUUUGCAGAAACAACCAAGAUUUUUAGAUCGAAAGUCGGCCAAAAUUUAGGACUUUUUGCAGAAUUUCGGCACGAAAAGUUUCAUGCCUAUUUCUCCCGUAGAGGAUAAUGUUUCUACAAAAAAUCAAAAUUUUCCGCACGAAACUGCCAAAGUUAUGGCCAAAAAGCGUUUUUCUCUCUGACCGCUCCCCACGUUUAGCGUGAUCUCUCGACGGCAAAAAUCGUUCGAUAUCUCGGCGACGCCGCAAAGCGCGAGCUAAAACUUUCAGGAAUUGAUAUUUAGUCCAUACCCGACGUGUGUGCAAAAUUUAAAGAAAAUUUAAGCGUCGCACUUGGAGUACUUCCCCUGUUAGAUUAGAUCUUUCUACAAAAUAUGCCUCAUUUUUCGCUGGUGCUUUGCAAAAACCACUCGAGUUUUUUGAAAUUUUCAAAAUUAAAAUAUGCUUUCAAAUCUACCAGAUUCCGGGUUCUACAAAAAAUUUGCCUUUUUAGUGGAAAUUGGUAAAGAUAUAAAGCCAAAAAGUUUUUGUCAUUUCGUCUCUUAAUUUUGCCUGCUCUCUCGAAAAUGAUUGUUGAAUACCCCGGGGGCGACUGCAAAUUGUGGGCUAAAAUUUUCAGGGAUUGAUGUGUGUUUUGUAAGUAAUAUGUGAUAAAAAUUUGAAGGAACUCCGAGCAUUGCACUUUACACGCGUCUCAUUUGAAUGAAUUUUGGAUAAAGUAUCAAAGUUCGCCAAAAAAGCUAUUUUUUCCAGUAAAAAAAUAAUUUCUUUUGACUACUCUGCUGACUCAAAUUUUUCUAAAUAUGAAAUGUAACCCUAUACUCUACAAAAAACGCUGAUCUCAGACCCUCAUCCCCCAAAAAUUUCGGUCCAAAUUGAAUCCCAAUACAGUUAGGUCCCACUUCCUUGUCCCUCCAUAUUCCAGACGACUAUUUACUCGGGCAUCGGAAAAGAAUUGCAUAAUUAGUUAUUUAAGAGUAACAUCAACUCCUCCUCAUUCGCCGGCCUCCAAAAGUCGGGUUAAAUUAUUAAACAGGAGCGAUGAAAGAGUUGUGGGUUACGUAUCUGCCCUCCAAAUGCAAAUCCAGCACGGAAAUUUAUGUGGUACGUCAUUUUGGGGGUUUUUGUGAAUAUUUGAAUUGAGUAGCAAUGGGAAGAGAGGGGUGGAUGGGCUGUAAUUUUUGAGGUUCCAAAUGACUUUUGGAGGGCAAAUUGAUAGAAAAAUUAAGGAAAAAGUCAGUGGGGCCAAAAUGAUUUUUGAUGACUAUUUGGAAGUUGAUUGGUCAAUUCCUUGCGCGGCAACGCUCGGAUUUACUUUAAAUUUUGAGUAUAUUAUCUACGUAGAAAACGAAUCAAACCCUAAAAAUUUCAGUUCAUUCUAUGCAGGCGCAACCGAGAUAUUCAACGAUCUUUGUGCUUGAACAUCAUGAUAUAUAUAUUUAUUUGAGAGAGUACGGAAAAUAAAGAGACGUUAAGAGAAAAUUGUUUUGGCAAUAUUUUUGCGAAUUUUGCGUGCGAAAUUUUUUAUUUUUCUUUGAAAAAUGACAUUCCUCAUGUGAUGCGGAAUGCAAUAUUGUUUCGCCUAAUUUUUGGAAUUUUUCCGAAUUUUGGUAAAAAAUAUCUUGAUGUUUUUUGCAAAACUGGAGCUGUAAAUUUGGCAUAUUUGUUUGACAUUUUUUUGCUUGAAUUUUUGUCCAAAUUUUGACUAAAUUUCGGAGUCAGAUUUAAAGAUUUUUUACCCAAGAUGGACCUGAUUUUAGCUUAAAAAAUAAAAUUUUUAGAAUUUUGAGUGACUUUUUUUAUCUCUUUCGAAUGCCGCUUCAGUAAAUCAUCCGUAUUUUACCUUUAUUUUUAGAUUUUAAUUUCGAAGCUAAUCAAAAAAAAUUUUUUUUUUAUUUUUUUCACUCCAAAAAAUGAAUGAUGCCAUUUUCUUUUCAAACUCCCAAAAAUGUUAUUCAAAACACUUUCUAUGGUAACUUUACCGGCUUAUUCGUCAUUUCAAUAGCCAAUUUUUGUUCUUUCGUCGCCCAAAUUAUCAUCAUUUUCAUGUUCCGAAACUACCGAAAAAUUGUCCAAACAAAGUCAUUACUUUGUAAAUUCGGCAAAAAUAAACUCUUGUAAAGUAAUUUAAAGUGCUUUGCCAGGGAUAAACAUCUCUUUUUCGAGUAUUUUUGAGUACUUUUCCUUCCCAGAAACCGGUUCUUCGCGUGACCGCCUGACCGGUUUAUUAAAAACGACACGAAGAGCCUAAAUUAUUCAAAUUUUUUGUGUCUAAAAAUUAAUAACAGUAAGGAAUGGGUGUUGAAUGUAAUUUGUUGUGUAUUGUGGUCAUAUUUAGUCGUAUUUUACGUUUUUUUGGUUAAAUAAAAAAUCAAAAUUUUUUGCUUUUUUCAACAAAAAUCGUGUAAAAUAAAUUUAUGACCGUAUUUCAGACCAAAUCCCAAGAGAAACCGCCGGUAAUCGUCUCAAAUGGAGGGCUAGAGGCGAAUGAAGUCAUGGAAAUGAUCCGCUUGAAUGUCGGAGGAAGGUCCGCACAACUGGCCGUCGAAACUGUAAGUGCACAGUGCGAAAGGAAAGCUGGGAAUUUGCACUGUGCGAAAUUUUGAGUUGUCGCACCGCGCGAGUUGUCGCGCGAUGCGACAAUUCGGACAUUGCACAGUGCAAAGAUCUGUAAAACCCAUUGCACAGUGCGAAAAAAAACUCGACAUUUUAGGAUCGCACAGUGCAACAUUUUUUUGCACUGUGCAAAAGGAAAGCUGGGAAAUUGCACAGUGCAAAGCUUUGAGAAAUUUCUCUUGCGCGAUGCGACAACUCGGACAUUGCACAGUGCAAGGAUCUGUAAAAACAAUCGCACCGUGCAAAAACAAACUCGACGUUUUGGGGUCGCACAGUGCAACAAUUUUUUUUGCACAGUGCAAAAGCAAAGCUGGAAAUUUGCACUGUGCAGUUUUGAGAAAUUUGAGAUUUCAGCGAUGCGACAACCCGGACAUUGCACAGUGCAAAGAUAAAAAUCUUCGCAACGUGCAAAAAACAAACUCGAAAUUUUGGGAUCGCACAGUGCGAAGAAAAAAAUUUUUUUGCACAGUGCAAAAGCAAAGCUGGAAAUUUGCACUGUGCAAAAUUUUGAGAAAUUUGAGAUUUCAGCGAUGCGACAAUCCGGACAUUGCACAGUGCAAAGAUAAAAAUCUUCGCACCGUGCAAAAAAACAAACUCGGACUUUUGGAUUCGCACAGUGCGACGAAAAAAUUUUUUUGCACAGUGCAAAAGGAAAGCUGGAAAUUUGCACUGUGCAGUUUUGAGAGAACUGAGAUUUGCGCGAUGCGACAAUUCGGGCGCUGCACAGUGCAAAGAUAAAAAUCUUCGCCCCGUGCGAAGAACAAACUCGAAAUUUUGGGUUCGCACAGUGCAAAAUUUUUUUUGCACUGUGCAUAAACAAAACUUGUGGGAAAAAUAAUUUCAAAUUUCGUUCGAUUUGCAAAACGGUGCAUAGAUUCGAAUUUUUUGCGAAUUUUUUUAUUUGUAAUCGCACUGUGCGGUCUGAAAAAGAUGAUUUCACAGUGAAAAACAUAAAAAAAGAGGUAACUGCACAGUGCAAAAAAGUUUUCUUUGAGAAAAAAUUUAGACUUUUUGGGAAAAAUUUUUUAUUUUUGACAUACUUUUGGUGACAUUGUUAAAAAAAUUUUUUAUUUUUUGCAAAAAUUAAUUUCUAUACCAGUGUUAACUCAAAUUUCUCCAGGUCAAACUGCGGAUGGACGGCUCUCGGUUGGCGAUGUUUUGCGAGAAAAAUCACAUUGAACGACUAACAGAAUGCGACUCCUAUUUCGAGCAGUCCAACGAGUACUAUUUCGAGAAAAGCCCCACCAUAUUCGAAUAUGUUAUUGAUUAUUACAUUACCGGUAAACUGCAUCGGCCCAUGGAUGUGUGUCCGAUCAGAUUAAGGGACGAAUUCGAAUAUUGGAGACUGCCUUUGAGCAGUAUGUCAGCUUGUUGUCGAUUGGAGGACCCUUCCGUGAAGAAAGGGCAUUUUGGAAGCAAUGAUGCGGUAAGUUGUGGGUUGUUGUAGUAGUAAUAGCUAUCAAAAUCAGGUCUUAUUUUCAGAGCUUUAAGUUAUUUUUUGAGGCCAAAAAAUAAGAGUGAAAAAUCAAAAAAUCCCUAUUUUUUCGACAAGUUUUUCAUUUGACGGAAAUUGAAAAAAAUAUUUAAAAUUUCCUUGAAUAUAUAAUACAUCAUUUAAGACAUUUUAUGAACGGUUUCUUGAAAGAAUCCAUAUUAGACUCCCCGUAUUUUACCAUGAAAAAAACACUUUAAAAACUCUUUUUUUUUAUUUUCCCUUUUCCAUUUAUCAUCAAAAAUCAAAAAAAUUAACAGGGGAAGUACCCCAAGUGCGACCCUCAGAUUUUGAUGAAACUUGGCACAAAAUUAGAAUAUUUUUUUCUAAAAGAUAUGAGAGAAUCCUAGCUCGCGCUUUGCAGAAAUAACCAAGAUUUUUAGAUCGAAAGUAGGCGAAAAUUUGACACUUUUUGCCGAAUUUCAGCACGAAUAGUUUCAUGUCUAUUUCUACCAUAGAGGGUAAUAUUUCCACAAAAAAUCAAUUUUUUCCGCACGAAACUGCCAAAGUUAUGGCCAAAAAAUGUUUUUCUCACUGACCGCUCUCCGCGUUUAGCGUACUCUCUCGGCGCAAAGAUCGUUCAAUAUCUCAGCGGCGCUUGCAAAGCGCGAGCUAAAACUUUCAGGAAUUGAUACUUAGUUCAUGACCGACGUGUGUGCAAAAUUUAAAGAAAAUCUGAGCGUCGCAAUUGGGGAGACUUCCUUUGUAAAUUUAAAAAAAUCCCAAAUUCCAGCUCCACCUCGAAGACGACGGUACCUUCCAGUUUUUCAUUUGAUGAAAGUUGAAAAAAUCCUAUGAAAAUUUUCGAAAGUAUAUCAUAGAUUUUUAAAUUUUAAAUUUGACAUCAUCUAGAACACUUUUUGAAAUGCCUCGUAUUUUACCAUGAAAAAAAAAUUUUUUUUAAAAACUCGUUUUUUAAAAUUUUCCUUUUCCAUUUCCCGCCAAAAAUCAAAAAAAUUCAAAUUCAAAAAUCCCGAAUUCCAGCUCUACCUCGAAGACGACGGUACCCUCCAACUUUUCGAAAAAGUCAUCAUGGGGAAACAGCGGCGGAACGCCUACGAAUUCCUCGAGAACCCGCGCUCCUCGUCCGCCGCCAAGGUGUGGAGCAUUGUGUCGGCUUCGUUCGUGCUCAUCUCCCUCUCGGGCCUCAUUCUGUCCUCCAUGCCCGAGUUCCAAAUGGACGACCUCACGCCGCACAUGAUGAUCCAGAUCACCGAAGUUUGCUGCAUGCUGUUCUUCACGCUCGAGUACACGUCGAGGUUCGUGGUGUCGCCGAGGAAGUGCCAUUUCGUCAAGCAACCGCUGAAUAUCAUCGACUUCAUGACGAUCAUGCCGUUCUUUGCGGAGGAGUUUAUGAGAAUGUUCGGGAUUCAGAAUGUGGAACUCAGGAAUUUGAGAGGUAAAAUACGGUCCACGCUCUCACAAGGGAAGUCACUUAAAUCACGGAUCGAUUUUGUAAAACGACUGUUACAGCGAUGGGGAGGGUAGGACGGAGAUACCAAAUCUGAAAACCGCUACCUCCACCGGCCUCUGGGAGCCGAGAUAAUCGACCAAAAAGUUUGACCAAAUUCGUCCGAACAUUUCUUCCUUCCGAAAGAGGAAAAGCCAGCGAACCAAAUGGUCCGGUGGUCUGGAAGCGCGCUUCCGGGCCUUAACCUUUUCAGGUUCGAAUCCGCGCGGGUCUCGAGCUUGUGAAAAAUUUAUAGAACAGUUGAUGUAAUCCAGUAAAUUUACUAGCAAUUUAUUUUUAGAUUUUAUGCCUAUUUUACGGUAAAUUUUCAACCUGGAAAGUUCAAAUGGUUUGGAAUUCGCAUUCAAAUUAUUACUCUGAAAUUUCGUAAAAUAUGCAAAAAAUCAAAAAUUUUAUCUUACCCGUAAAUUUACUGGAUUACAGGAAAAGUUUAAAAAAUUAUUUGACCCAUGCGGAUUCGAACCUGAAAAGCUCAAGGCCCGGAAGCGCGCUUCCAGACCACCGGACCAUCCGGUUCUCUGCCCUCCUUCUUUCGGAAGAGAGGACUAUUCGGAGCAGCUUUUUUUGGUCAAACCUUUUUGGUCGAUUAUCUCGGCUCCCAGAAGCCGGUGGAGGUAGCGGUUUUCAGAUUUGAUAUCUCCGUCCUACCUUCCCCAUCGCAGUAACAGUCGUUUUUAAAAAUCGAUCCGUGACUUAAGUGACUUCCCUUGUCAGCGAACUUUUUAUUUUUGAAGGAAAAACUAAAGACAAAUUAACUAUAGAAUUUUCUACCAUGUCUCCUAGAGUUACCGUCUGGGAUUUGCAGAAAUAAACGGGAUUUUUUUGAUCGAAAGUUUGCAAAAAAUAAAAACUUUUUUUUUCAAUCUUUAUGUUGAAAAUUAUAGGUGUUUUGAUGUAUAGAAUUUCAAAAAAAUAUAUGAUUUUUUUGACGAGAAACAAGGAAGUAAUCAGCGAAAAGUCUUUCCUCUAACCGGCUCUCCUAAUUUUGUCUGCUCUCUCAUAAAAACGACCGGUUUUUAAAUUAGAAUAUCUCGGCUGCCGGAAAAGCUCCGGCUGAAACUUUUGGAGAGUGGUUUGUGGACACAGUAAGGGACAUGAUUCAAUGGAAAAAAACGUGUCAUUUUGCAUUCGGCAAGUAUCAAAAAUGUGGCAAAAUGCCUCCCCCUCCAACUAAAACAAGUCAGUUUUGAACCACUUCCCUCAUAAAAAGAGCGGGCGUGCUUUUGAAAUCGGAGUUUUUCACUUGGAGAGGGAAGUAUUUUGCUGCAUUUUUGAUACUUCCCGGAUGCAAAAUGGUACGUUUUUGGCCAAUGGAUCAGGUCCGCCACUAUAGUUAGCAAAUUAUAUGCGGGAUUUUAAGCUGCUCUGAGUACUAGGCCGUUCGCAAAGUCGUUGGAAAGAUUUUUGGUGGCACGCACUGUGCGAAAAAAAUCGGGGUGCGAGUAACACCCAAAAAAGCCUAUUGCGCUGUGAAAAAAGCGAAUCGAAAAGACCUAAAAUUCGUAUUGUUUUCUGAUAUGAGUAACAAAACAGUUUACAAUGACAUCUUUUCUAAAGUGGCGGACCUGAUCCAGUGACAAAAAACGUUCUAUUUUGCAUCCGGGAAGUAUGAAAAAAUGUCGCAAAAUUCCUCCGUCUCCAAUUGAAAAAACUCAGAUUUCAGAAGCUCGCCCGCUUUUUUUGUGAGGGCGCUUCAGAUCGAAGUUUUUUAGUUUAGAGAGGGAGGCAUUUUGCCACAUUUUUUGAUACUUCCCGGAUGCAAAAUGGUACGUUUUUUGCCACUGGAUCAGGUCCGUCACUGUAAUUUUUUUGCCAUAAAAUCUCAAGCUAAAUUACAAUAAAAAUAUCUGUUUCCUCAAAUUUUUUAAACAUUGUAAAAUACGCCACCUUCAAUAUUAACCAAAUAAAAUUAUUAAUUUCAGGUCCAAUGAUUGUGAUCCGAGUGCUGCGUGUGCUUCGGAUCGCGCGGAUAUUCAAGCUGGCCAGAUACUCGAUUGGGUUGCGCGCUUUCGGCGAUACGAUGAGAAAAUCAGCGGCAGAGUUGUCGAUGCUGGGAAUGUUUCUUCUUACGGGUAAGCCCACAAAAUUCUGUUGACAUGGGCAUUAAACUAACCUACUUUUACUGCUUUGAUUUUCAGGUAUAAUGUUAUUUUCAACUGCAAUCUACUUUUUCGAACGUGAUGAGCCGAACUCGAAAUUUUAUUCGAUUCCCGCCGCGUGGUGGUGGUGUAAGUUUUUAAAAUACGGUCCGUGAAUUUUUGCGAUCUUUAUUAAGAGUCUUCAUUGUUGUAAUUUCAGGUGUGGCGACGAUGACAACUGUUGGGUAGGUCUCUGUUUAAUAUUUUUCUUGUAAAAUCAGUAAAAAUUAAAGUACCCAAAUGCUUAUUAUUUAAUUUGCAGCUACGGUGAUUUGGUGCCAGUUACGGCCGGUGGUAAGGUUGUGGCGGCAGUGGCCAGUGUUUGCGGUAUUAUUGGUGAGUUAUAAAGACAACUUGAUUCUCUCAUCUAUUUUAUCAAAAAUAGCCGAGAUUUUACAUUGGAAUAUUCCUAGAAACUUGUAGAAAAUUAGUAGAAGUGUGAAGCUCAAUGAAUUUCUUGACUGUCCCAAGUACUGUCCGUUCGCAAAGUCGCUGGAUUGUUCUUUGUAACGCGCACUAUGCAAAAAAGUGAGGUGCGAGCGACACCCGAAAAAAUCGAAAAAUUUAGCUUUGCACUGUGCAAUAAGCCGAAAAUCGCACAGUGCAAAGAGGAAUUUUGUUUUCUCACAACGCAUGUCGCCGAAAUCACUCCAGCGACUUUAGGAACAGUCUAGUAAAUGGGGACCUUAACAUUGUUAAAUUUAUAAGGUUAAACGUUGGUCACCGUAGUGUAAUGUAUUUAUUUAUCAUCCGAAGCAGUUUUUGAGUAAAAGUAACCCUUGACAAGUCAAGAUUUUGGUAUAUUCCGACGAUUUACAGUAAUUUUGGCCUAAAUUGUCAUCAUUACUAGUCCUUUCGGAAAGUCGCCGGACUGAUUUUUUUGAGGAAAAGUCAGGGUACGAGCGACAGCCGAAAAAAGCUUAUUUCACGGCGCAAAAUUCCAACCUUACUUAAAACCCUACCCUUUUUUAACGACCUCUAAAAAGCCCAUCGACAUUUACAUCCACAUAUAAAUAUUAAAAAAUACUUUCAAUUUCAGUACUCGCUUUCCCCAUUUCGAUGAUUUUGGACAAGUUCGCGGAGUCGACGGGCGAUUGGAAGAAGGACGAUUACCCUCAAAUGCCCCUCCCUCGGACCAUGGAAAUGAAUAAUAACAAUCGAUACAAGUCGAUGAGGAAGUCGAAACGCUACGUUUUUUGA
Bursaphelenchus xylophilus (pine wood nematode) is the source of this 17800-nucleotide messenger RNA. The record is from the annotation of a GenBank genome assembly. Lineage: Eukaryota; Metazoa; Nematoda; Chromadorea; Rhabditida; Aphelenchoididae.